Molecule: messenger RNA, 2889 nt
Organism: Protopterus annectens (West African lungfish)
Lineage: Eukaryota; Metazoa; Chordata; Ceratodontiformes; Protopteridae
Gene: PTGR3
Product: zinc binding alcohol dehydrogenase domain containing 2
Exons: 2
Coding region: 290-1516 (408 amino acids)
Cellular component (GO): mitochondrion
Molecular function (GO): oxidoreductase activity; zinc ion binding
Source: RefSeq, a predicted model, not a curated record
GGUGGGUUUUUCAAUAACAGUUUCAGCCUUGACUACUGGUCUUGUCACCGUAGGAUCAUCAGCUGGUGGAUCUGCUCUUACAGCUGUUUUGUAGUUUGUUAGAAAAAUAUAACACCUGAAACAAUAAUAUCCAGCUGACCUCAAGAGCUGACAGUAGUUUUUUUUUCUUGAGUAGUUACAAAAAGAGAAGGAGAUUAAAGUGUUGGUGUCUGACAGACUGUUCUGCGCUUCUGAACUUUUGUUUUCUGUGUUGUUCUGCGAACUUUGGUCUCUGUUGCCUGAAGUGUAAAUGAUUGGGCUGUGCGGACUCGGACGUGGUUUUCAGCUGGCGUCUGGUGUUGCUGGCAAGCUCCAGCCUUGGCUUAAAAGAGGCGGAUGUGAGGGAAUUGUGCGUACGUUCCCACCUCUGCGGUCUGUCAUCGACUUAUCCUACACACAGCACUUCAUGGAUUUUCAUCGCUCCUGCAUUCCCAGCUCCACGAGCAAGCUGGUGGUCACAAAGCUCAGUGCUGAUUUCCGAGAGGCAGCCUCCCUUGUGCACAAUGUGCCAGUACCAACACCUGGAGAUGGGGAGUUGCUGGUCAGAAAUCGGUUCGUUGGCAUCAAUGCUUCUGACAUCAACUAUAGUGCAGGUCGAUACGAUCCUUCUGCUAAACCACCCUUUGAUAUAGGCUUUGAAGGAGUUGGUGAAAUAGUAGCCCUAGGCCUAACUGCCAGUGCCAAUUACACAGUAGGCCAGUCUGUAGCCUACAUGUCAGGUGGCUCCUUUGCUGAGUACACAGUUGUUCCAACCAAGAAUGCCAUUAUGGUGCCAUCGUCAAAACCAGAAUACAUUACUUUUCUCGUCAGUGGUGCUACAGCUUAUAUAAGUUUGAAAGAACUUGGAUCGCUAUCUGAGGGAGAAACCGUUUUGGUAACGGCAGCAGCUGGAGGCACUGGCCAGUUUGCAGUUCAACUUGCCAAGAAAGCCAAGUGCCAUGUUCUUGGAACCUGCUCCUCAGAUGAGAAAGCUGGUUUCCUAAAAACUAUUGGCUGUGACCGUCCCAUUAACUACAAGAAGGAAAAUAUUGCUACAGUCCUUAAAAAGGAAUGCCCCAGAGGUGUGGAUGUGAUUUAUGAGUCAGUGGGAGGAGACAUUUUUGACUUGGCAGUCAAUAAUAUGGCUGUCAAAGGUCGCCUUAUUGUAAUUGGAUUUAUUUCUGGUUAUCAGACUCUUACUGGACUCAAAGCAAUAAAAGGUGGAACCCUGCCAGCAAAGCUGCUACAGAAGUCUGCUAGUGUCCGUGGUUUCUUCUUGUUGCACUUUCAUUCACAUUAUCAAGAAGCACUAAAACAGCUGUUGGCGAUGUUUGAAAAAGGAGAACUUGCUUGUGAGGUAGACUGUGGAGACAUGUCUCCUGAGGGAAGGUUCAUUGGCUUAGAGUCUGUUUUCCGUGCUGUAGACUACAUGUACACAGGGAAAAACAUUGGAAAAGUUGUAGUUGAACUGCCACCUUGUGUCAGCAGUAAACUUUAGAAAAUUCAGAAGAUAUGUAAUUCAAACCAAUAAUGCAGGCUGUUUUACUCUGAUCGAUUCUAAAAUCCUUUCUGUUCUUUUUUAACACUGGUUAGUAACAGAAUUGUUUGCCAAAUGUAAUAAGAGUAGUUGCUAAAGACUGAUUUGCAAAGAGAAAAGGUAAGAUUUAAAUACGUAUGCAUGCUUUUAAGCUGUAAAGCUGUCCUCAGUCUGUGUGCAGGGUUAUUGUAGCCCAAGACUGUCCUUUCCAUUUUUAUGUAUUGAGCAGUGGCCACCAUUUUGCCCACUUGGUAAAGUGUUCCAUAUCCUUCCUUAGACCCCCUCACCAUUCUUCAUUGAUGCACCUAUCAUAUCAUCAGUGAAGAUACUGAUCCUGUUCAGUUCCCUCUGAAACAAUCAGUGAAGUAGACUGGUGACUGGACUGACCCCUGUGAUAUUCCCCUAGUCAUUUGUCUUAUUCCCGAUAUUGUCCCUGUCAGCAAAAACCUCUGUGCCCUCCCUAUACCUUUCAACCAUGCAGUAGUCCAAUUUUGUCAAUCUGGCCUUCUCUAGCUGCUCCAAUUUUCUUGAUAGCAACAUGAGUGGGAUUAAGUUAAAGACCUUGAUCAAAUCCCGAUAGACUGUAUCUACUGAUAAUUUCAGUUUCAAGUUCUGUAAUAUUCUCAUAGAUCUGGGCAAGUUUCACUGACAUCUCUUUCUGGCCGUGAACCCUUGUUUUUUUUUUUUGUCCAUGAGUUUGUUAUCCUGUUGAAAGACAGAUGACCUUCCCCUCAGGAUUUUCUCCAUGACUUUCUUUGCCACUGCUUUUAGACUGAUUAGCCUGUAGUUCCCUAGAUUUUUCCUGCUUUCAUAUUGUGCAAGGGUAGGAUUAUUGCUGUUUUUUGUGUUCUUUGGGGGCCCAUUUCUAAAUCUUAGUAACUGGAAAUAUAUACUGAUACCCUUCUUCUACACCACUAUGCAAGCUACUUUGCCAAUUUAAAAUAUGAUUUUUUCCCCCAAACCUGUUAAUCAUUUCUAAUAUUUGUAAAAUAGAUGGAUGAAUGUGGCUGGUCUGUCUGAAGAAUAUAUGUGACCCUAGAUAAGCAUCUUAAGUUAGUUUACUGGUCCAAAGGGAAUUCACACACGCUUCCUGUAGUUGACAAGACAUUACCAGAAGAUAAGUAUGUCACAAUGAUCCGAGACUUGGAGACAUAAGAUAAAAAUCCAAUCAUAAGUUCAGAAAUCAAAUUGUGUUUCUUAACUGCCUGGCAAGCAUCUGUUCUUUAGUUUACUUGUUAACCCUUUGUGUUUAUUGUCUCCUGAUCUAUAACACAAAAUAGUUUGCUAAUAAUACAAAUAUUUUUUCUAAUUGUAAUAAAGAUGUUUUAAAUUUC